Porites evermanni is the source of this 13344-nucleotide messenger RNA. Lineage: Eukaryota; Metazoa; Cnidaria; Anthozoa; Scleractinia; Poritidae. The record is from the annotation of a GenBank genome assembly.
AUGCGCAUGAAUCCAAAGGAAGGUGUAAGUAUAGAAAAGAUCUAAUACAAGCUGAAGAUAAAAAACAAUUCUGAACUUUCCACACGGGAUUAAACCGUUUGGCACUUAAAGAAUGGGAGGAAAACUGGACCAAGUUAAUUUUCACAAAGGCUUCUGUGAUAGUGUUUUUUUUUUUUCAAUAUAUUUAUUGAUAAUCAGAUUAAAUAAUUACAUUUACAAUACUCCAAAAAAAAACACUUUAACAAUAGACAUUAACAGAGUAAAGCAAAAUUAAUUGUUAAAUUAUUACAGGGAUAAAAGAAAUUAUAAAAAAGUACAACAGGGCAAUGAAAUAAUACAGAGUUAAUACAGUUAACUCAAAUAAGGCGUCAGUAUCCACUUUCUUUUAAAGAAUUCUUUGUUGCUGAUUUUUUCUUCUGUUUCAUAUUUAGCGAUGAUCUUGGCCCUAAAUCCAUAGAUGUUUGGAAGGACUUGUUUGCUCCUACUUCUGUGAUAGUUGCUCAAGACUUUCUAGUCAGCUAUAUGCUGAUUUUUUUACAAAAAUUUACAAAACUCAACAAUACUAACUUCAAUUACAGUCUUAGGAAUCUUGAAACUGACCUAGCACUUCCAAGGCCAAAGACUAAUUUCCUCAGGCGUAGCUUUAAGUACAUUAAUUAAAAUGCAAGAUUUUCUAUUCACAUUAUAUCUGUGUUCUUAAGGAACGGCAAACUCCAGAGGCUUUGACAAGUGGACCUUGGGAAGUGUUAAAGAUUCUUGCGCAUGAUGAUGUUAAUGAAAUAGUGUAAGUGAACCAUUUAAGCUCCAAUAGUAAUGGAUUCUUUUUGGUAACGGUUAAUAAGAUAACCUGCAUCCCUGUUCAAAAGUUGGAUCACUGGAUAAAUCUCCAUCCAGUGGAUAACACCUAUCCUUUGGAGAGUGUUUUAUAUGGUGGAUAGCGCUAUCCAACAUUUGAACAACCUGGUGCCUGGUACAUAUGUGGAGAACUUGAACAAGGGUUUUGGAGCUGUUUUAGUUCCAUCUGUGGCACAGGCUAUCAAUCAGAUAGAAUUAUUUACUAUUGGAAUAUUCUGUGUAGUUGGUUUUAGCAGUCUCUUCUUAAAUUACUGUAAGGCUGUCCUUGGUAGUGACAUCCCACAUAGAAGUUGUGCAUGGAGAGGAAUUUGUAUUUCACUAGUUGCCGUGAAUAAGACCGCCCUUUGAGACAGUUGAAUACUAGCAAUAAACAUGAUGUUUGCAUAAAUUUACAAAAUGUCUGUUGUAAACUUUAAUAAAUUAUUGUAACUUGCAUACAGGUACUUCUCUGCAACAAAGGAAUCACCAACAGAGGCACAUGUGUACAGGUUUGUUAGAAAUUUAAGAUUGUGGAGAUUAUUAAGNUGUUUGCAUAAAUUUACAAAAUGUCUGUUGUAAACUUUAAUAAAUUAUUGUAACUUGCAUACAGGUACUUCUCUGCAACAAAGGAAUCACCAACAGAGGCACAUGUGUACAGGUUUGUUAGAAAUUUAAGAUUGUGGAGAUUAUUAAGUUGCAUUCGUGCAAAAAAAUACUCCAAUCAUCACGUACAUUUGCAAUGAAACAAAACAUGUGAUAAUCAUGAUUUUGGCAAUGUAACAUUUGACCUGAUUAGUUUACUUGCCACCAAUCACAUUAUUUCUUAUAAUUUAUUAUUGCAAUGGCAUACCAGAGUUUAUGAGGAAAAGUUCGAUGUUAACAGUAAAAUAGCUCAAACAAAUGCAAAAUAUUUAAAAUUUCAUUGUCAGAAAGUUGAGUACUGAAGAAAUGGCAACCUUCAGCGAUUAUCCAAGAGAUUUCAGACUCUAAACUGGAGACUGGGAGAUACGGUCUAAAUAGCUGGAGUCUCCUGGAUUGUCUGAGAGAGUGGACAACACUGCAGUGCAUUGAUGCCUUCAUUCUCUAGUAUAGAUAAGCAUGUUUGCAAACCUUGUUUGGAUAUUAGAAAAUUUACUUACACAGACUAAUGUGUAGCUUGCUGCAUGCUAUUUCUUGCAGUGUUGACAUAAGAACUACAGAACUCAAAUGUCUGUCUUGUAAUCUACCAACACUUAACCGUAAGUAUGAGCGUUGAACCUCGAUUAUCCAGGGUGCGUAGCGUAUGAUUUUCAUGAAAUAACUAAGAUUUCCUAAUCCAGGGCUGUCAAUAAGAUUUUAAGUUGCUGGGUAAAUACAACAAGUAGGCGGGGAAUCAAAGAGCUAAUGAUUUCUUUUGGUUCUAUUUUUCUUCUGCUUUCCUAUGACAGUAGCCGGGGGCCACGUUCUUAGCUGCCGGGGGAAAUCCCUGACCCACACCUCUUAAUGACAGCCUUGCUAAUGAGUAAGGCAGCAGGGACCACAGGGCUCUGCUAGCGUACAGUUCUACAGCUCAAUUUAUAGAAAGAGAAAAGUGGCAAGAGUGGCGGGGAGGGGUGAGGGGGGCGGGGUUCUGGAACUCCUUAAACCCUCCACAGAGUUCACCCUGGUCACGUGACAACACUGGGCCAGCUCAACUGUAACUGUGUACACUGGUUGAAGCUUUAAUAUUGUUACUUUUAACAAAACCUUUGUAUUUAGACAAAAAUCAUUCCUCCCAAAAAAGUAAUUCAUAUUAAUUUAUUUGUUUAUUUUGUUGUAGCUGGAAAUAAGUGUUCCUAUUAUGGUGCAAGUUUUAGUUUGAAAGGAAGCUGGUACACUUUACACUGUAAAGGUAAAUGAUAAUCAUCCAAAAAUGAUUAUCUACUCUACAUCAAUUAAUUAUCUCCUUAAUAUGCACCAAGUCUGACAGAGUUGCCAGUAGAGCCCCUUAUAAUGGCAUAAUUGAUACGAAAAAGAGUGAAUAAAAACUCUUGCUUAAAAGCUCUUGCAGUUGUACUUGCACUUGUUGAUGUUUGCUUUUAUAUAUAUAUAUAUAUAUAUAUAUUUAAUUACCUACAAGCUUGGCGAUUUUUUCAGAAAUUUGCAGGUGAAUCUGUCCAAAAGAUUUGUAAUUAAGGGAUUCAGCUAAUAUCAGAGUUCAUUUAGCGAUUUAUCACUUGUUCAGUGUUCUCCCUAAAUUUAAGCUCAGCAGCUAAGGGACCAUUCAUGGCCGGUAAGGCAAAAAAUAUGCCUCACGGGUGCCCUUUUCUUUGGUAGGGGGGAGGGGGGGGAGAGGGGUAGUGGAGUGAGAGACAUGGCCCCAUCCUACGAGGAGCUAAGUUCUUUGAAACAUCAUUCUCUCAUUUUAAGACCUCUUUUACGCAAAUCAGCUCUUGAUAUCUUUAGACAACAAUUUAAAACGUUUGAUCCCAAUAAUUUUACUCUGUAUUUACUGUUCUUUUUCCAAAAUGCAUGGCCCAUGAAAAGAAAAGCUGUGUAUACUUUAGUACUUUUCUAUAUAUUUAUUCAUUUCCUUGACUGGAUUGGAACACAACUUGCGUAUUUUUUAAAACUACUUAUUUCAUUUUAGUAAACCUUCAAAAAGUGGCAGGUGGUGAGAAGUGUUGCUUCAGGCAGUAAAUUUUACCAGUUACCGCCUGAUAAGGAGAACACUGCUUGUUGCCAUCCUGUUCGGAAAUGAGGACAACAAAACAUUUUGUCACCCUAUGUAUUGUGUGAUGGCCAGUCAUACUUGGUAGAUAUCACUUUUCUGGAAACUGAUUUGUUUGCUUUACAUUCUUUUUAGGUCCAGAUAUACCAGAAGUAACACUACGCAGUACACAGAAGGACCCUGAAGGUAGAUAAAUUUGUCAAUUUAAGCAGUAUUUGCCUGGGGCAUAUGAAGGUCCUGUGGUACAAAAUGUAACUAAAUUAAUAAAGGUAUAUUAGCUAGAUAGAACAACUGUUAACUGUGACAAAAGAUGGAUCGAAUUGCAAUAAUCUCAUUUAGAUUCUUCAUAGCCAAUAACAUCACAGCUUAAUUCCAUCACGACUUAAUUGACCAAUUAAAGCAAUCAUGAUCAGGUCAAUAACCAGAGCUGAAUACCAUCAACUGACAUGAUACAACUCACUUUGACUCCCAAGAUGUCACUGAUAUCUUAUCUUCUCUCAAAUGGAGAUCUCAGGAGCUUAGGUGAUCUGACGCAUGUCUCUGUGUGCUGUACAAACAGAGUAAUGGAUUAGCCACUUACGAAUGUGACAAGUUUCAGAGAGAACAUAAGAGCAGAAUGGAUACUAUGCUCGCGUCUCUUAGGGAUCGAUUUGAGCUGCCACGUUGUACAUGCAAUUAUUAUAAGAACUCUUUUUACCCUAGAACAAUAAUUGUUCUUGGGUAAAAAGAGUUCUUAUUAUAAUUAUUACACAGUGGAAUAAUCUCCCACCAGAAAUUAUAGCAUCUACUUUGCCAUGUUCAUUUAGGCAAUCCCUGUCAUUGUUGUAAUUUUUAUUAUUUAAAGCAGUCUGCAAUACUCUGUUAAGAGUGAAGACUUAUUUGUGAAAUAAAUAAAUAAAUAAGAUAACUACUGCAGAAGUUGUCGGAAUUUCAGGGAGUGUUACAAAAACCCUAUUCAGAACUACACUUGCUUGGAUGAUCAUAUUUCACCUAUACUUAUUAAAUGACUCCUGGUUUCAGACCAUUGACAGUUUUUCAAUGUUUUCUCUGUUUAUUUUUUCUUGUAAACCAGUUGUAGUGCCACUUCAAUACAACAGAGAUUUAAUGGACAGACUCGAUGGAGUUAAAUUGCCAGGAAUAAAGACUUACACUGUCAAAAAUGGAGAUUAUGGUAGGUGUUUCUAUUAUUAUAUCAGACUCUUGUUCAUUAAAAGCUAUGCUGACAAAAUUGCCAGUGAUAGUAGAUGGACACCUUAGAAUGAUGAUCUUCUUUACUUAUGUUAUACUACUACAUGAGAAAUUUCUGCAAUUUGAUUGGCUUAGAGCAGCGGUAUUUCAGCUCAAUUUGAAAUACCUACAUGUGAAAAUUACAAACCUUUUGCGGGUAGUAGUAUAAACAAAUAAUAGCAUGAUUUGUAUGUGAUAUUUGGCAAAAAUACCACUCAUGAUAUUUCAAAAUUAUCUCAAAUUUUACUUGCCUAAUGGCUCAUGAAAUUACGUAUAACAAUUUUGAAAUAUUACUUGUGGUAUUUAUGCCAAAUAUCGCGCCUACAAAUCAUGCUAUUACCUAUACAAACGAAUUCCAUUGAUAUCUUACAAUAGCCUGAAUUUCAGACAUCUCUUUAAGUUGCAUCCUUUUAGGGAGCAUGAGACUUGAAAGGGAUUACAAGUGUGGUUGGUUUUGUUGUGUUCACAGGUAUUGCUGUUGAAGACAAAAACACCAGAUGAGAUCAGUUUUACUUUUCAUGUACCAAUCUAGCUAGAUUUGGCUCCAAUAGUAAAGUAAUUGAAAGAUGCAUUGGCCAGAACAUAAUAUUUCCACCUCUUAUCACACAGCAUAAAGUUUAUUUUUAGUUCCUCUGUGGAAGGAAUUAUUGGGCUGAGAGAGAAACAAAAAUUCCCUCAUCUUUGUAUAUGAGAGUAAAUUCACUUCUGGUGAUAGAUAAUGAUUGACAUAAUGAGAGUUUUUUGUGUAGCAAGAAUGCAUAGGAGCAAGUUAGUUGAAUAAAUCUUCACAUUUUGAAUUGUCACUUAUGGGAAUUUCAACUACGUCAACUUUAUGAUGAUUGAAUGUUCUUUGCUAUGUAGAUCUCUAUGUCAAGGAGUACCGUCCUCCAGGUUUUACAGAGGACAAGAAAUAUGGCGUCUUGUUUUCAGUGUAAGUAUCUCACUCUUGGAAGUGAUUCAAAAUCAUCAUCAUCAUCAUUAUCAUUACCAUCAUCAAGAAACAUUUUUCUUGAAAGUACAACUUUAGAAAACUAAUUAUGAUAAUUUUUUAAUCUUCUUAUACAGGUAUGGCGGACCAAGUUCACAAAAGGUAAAUACUAAAACAACUAUUAUUUUACUGAAGUUUGCUUACAUUAAGUUUGAUCAACAUGUAACUUGUGGUGUCAAAAUUCAAAAUGGCAUUUGAUGUUCUUAUACAUAAUCACUAGAAAAUAUAAGCUAGGGGAAGACUUUUUUGAAGUGUCAAUAUUAUCAUAUUCAUCUUCUACGAUCAUGUCCUCAAUUCUCAUGACCACUUUGUUUUAUAAAGCAUUGAUAGCACAAGGAGAAAUUUCAUGCUGAUCAGUCUUAGGGCUAAAAGGGUUUAAGGGUUUGAUAACCAUGUCGUGAUGCAACUGAACUCACUAAGUGUUCAGAGAACUUUUUUUUCUGAGUUUCCUGUGUCACAGACUUAUUAAUUGUCCUAUAUGUACCAAAAGGUUGUGGACGCUUAUGGAUAUGGAUUUGAAACUGGUUAUCUUGUCAGCAACUUUGACUUGAUUGUGGUGAAUGUAGAUGCAAGGGGAACCUGCUGCAGAGGAGAGAGGUAAUAAUAAUAAAUAAGUAAUCUUAAUAAUAAUCUUGUAUUGAUAACAAAGCUAACUAUAAAAUCCUAUGUGCUAGUAAUUUUGCUUAAAAAACUAUUCAGUCAAAGCACUAUUUACAAUUCCUUGCAAUUAAAAAACACUUAAUUUUGAUUUAAAAUUCAUUUCAAUUCAACUAAUAAUAAUAACAAAAACAACAAAAAUAAUAAUAAUUCCAACUGAUUUUGAAACAUUCCCAAUAAGGUGAAAGCUCAAAGCAUUCUCCUUUUUUCCCCAUGGUUUGUUGAGAUCCUGAAAUUUUGCUACCAUAGCAACAUGACAUAAUGACUUCUCCUCUCUUUUGGGUUGGAAACUAACUAUGAGAUAUAAAUUUUGUCUUUGUAGGUUUAAGCAUGAAGUUUAUAAGCAGCUAGGGAAGACUGAAGCAGAGGAUACAAUAGCUGUUGCAAGGUAUAACAUGCUCUAAGUUUCCACCUGGGGAGCAAGGGUGGCACAGUGAUGAGACCACUCGCCCCGCACUAAUGUGGCCUGGGUUCAAAUCUUGGCGUCAACGCCAUAUGUGGGUUGAGUUUGUUGUUGGUUCUCCCCCUUGCUACAAGAGGUCUUUCUCCGGGUAUUCCAGUUUUCCCCUCUCCUUAAAAACCAACACUUCCAAAUUCGAAUUCGAUCUGGAACACUCAGACACAUUUCAAUGAGUUCUCAUGAACUCCUAAGUGCUCUGUGGGUAAAAAAAUUACAACAAAUUACACAAUUACAAUACAUUUUGUAUGCUGCUAAAAGGGAGAAUAUAUUCAAAAAUAAAGGCAUUUCUGGUAGUCAUUUCAUUCACGCAAGGGCAAAUGAUAAACUGGAGUAAUGGGGUUGGAAAACUAUACAGUGGAUAUUUCUAAUUUCAUGUAGGUGUUUAGUUAACCCUUUUUCUUCUAAUAGUGGCCAAAUGAAAUAUUUUUGUAAAAUUUUAAGAAAUAAAUUGAACCAUGCAAAAGUUCUGCCAAGGAGGAUUCCAUUUGAAUGGUCACACCGUCACAGGAUUUUGUCCACAUAAGCAAAAAUCAUCUGAUCAUAAAGUCUCCCCAUUACAGUCAACUCCCUUUAUAGCGGAUACUGUAGGGACCUCAAGUUAGUGUCCUCAUUAGCGGGAGUCCGUAAUAGCGGGAGUUUAUUUCAGUCAAACGUCUAAAAUUUGGUUUUUCCUGGGAUUUAGCUACUGUCCGUUUUAUCGGGGUGUCCGUUAUAGCGAGGUGUUCGUAAGGCAAGAGUUGACUGUACUGGCUCUAAAAGUGAAAGCUAAGGGACAAUUAACUUUAUUAGAUUGCAUUACUGGUCAAAGAAUACUUUCAUUGUGUUUGACUAUAGUGUGAAAAUGUGAUCUUAGAAACAACAUGAACAGUAGAAACAACAUGAACCUUUUGACAAGCUGAUUAUUUCAUUUUCACAAUAUGGUUACAUUAAACAGUCAUUGCCAAAUAUUUUAACUAUAAGCUGGAGCUUAUACACUUACAGUCUGUUCUGUUUUGCAGGCAUAUUGCUAAUAAGAAGUAUGUGGAUGAAAAAAAACUGGCCAUCUGGGGCUGGGUAAGGAUAUAACUCUAUUACUAGUAACAACCAAAGGUAACGGAGUGCAGGCAACAAUGAUCAAGGGUCAAAAUGCUUUUGUUCCAGUGCUGUGCUUUGCGUAAGCUUCAUGUGACAAUGAUCAAUGGUCUAAUGAGUAAAACUAAAAAUUUUAGAAGUAUAUCAGUGAUAUAGUUUAUUCAGAAGAUAUCUGCUAAUUGUCAGGCAUUUUGCAUUAAUGUGUGCAGGAGGUUGUUUUGGGCUGCAGUACAAGAUUCAUAACUUGUUUCAGAAACUGCUGCCUAGAAUGUGCACUCUGUAUCUUUGUAGAGAUGUCGAUGGUCCAAUCACAUGAUGGAAGAUCAAGAGGUCUUGCAAUUGUCGCUUUAUCUCUUUUUUUUUUUCACAGCUAUCAAAGCUAUUUAAACCUUGUUUGUAAUUUAGGGAGGUCCCUUAAUAAGUAAGCAAAUCUUAAAAAAAAAUUAUUAUUAUUAUUAUUAGAGGCUUAGCUUGCAAAAUAGAAUACAUCCAAACAAAGUUUAUUAAAAACCUGUGUGGCAUCCUGCCUAUUUUAUUGACUGGAUUUGAAAUGCUGGGUAUAUAAUAUUGUGCUUGCUUGUCUUGUUGGUUAGUCCUACGGUGGCUUCUUGACGUCUUACAUUCUUGGUCAAAAGUCUGAUGUGUUCAAAGUUGGUAUGGCUGUGGCACCAGUUACUGACUGGCGAUAUUAUGGUAAGUAGGGCUGCUCUGGGAAGAAUUAAAACAACAACCAGGUGCUAAAAUACUUAGGCACUAGACUGUCCACACUUGGUUCCUGGGAACCAGUGCCUGGGUGCCAACAAAACUGGUACAAAAUGGUGUUGCAUUCACAGUACCCGAUAUAUGACUGUGUAAAUAGUUACUACAUUCUGCCCUGUCCGAUGCCAUUUUGAAACAUGAGCUUAGCAGUGAGUACAAAGCUGCAGUGGACUACCCCAGAACUAAUAUGUGGGAUCUGAUGCCUACUUUUGUGCCCGAGUACACUCUGGCACUGGCACCAAGCCCAAAUGAUACCAGUAGCUUGGGUUCUUGAAAAAGGGUAUGUUCACAGUAGUGUCCAGUGAGUACUAUUCUCGGGCACCAUGCCCAGGAACCAAGUGUAAACACUGCCUUAAAAACUGUACCUUAAUUGUUAAGGUAUAAAUGAUGUGUCCAUGAUCUUGCUUUUUCCAUCCCCUUUGUGAUAAAAGACACUAGCAAUGCAAGACCAUCUUUAAAACUUGGAGGGACAACUUUAAAUUGGAGUGUGAGGUUGGGGGGGGGGGGGGGGAAGGAUGGGUAUUUUUUGGGACAGAGCAUAGUAAUCGACACUAAAAUUCAUUCCUUCCGACAACAAAGAAGUCUAACAGAGUUGUUAAAACGUCAGUCAAAUAUUAUCAAACCAAACGCCCACAGUGUGAACUCUCCCUUAAGUGUAUUAUACAGCGUAUUAACAUUAAAACUAUAUCUUUUUAUAUUGUGUUUCAGAUUCAAUAUACACUGAACGAUACAUGCUGACUCCACAGAAAAACUUUGAUGGUUAUGAGGUAACUUAUAAUUUAAUGGCAGUUUAAAGAUCCAAAGUUAAUUUGUAGAUUCUGGUUUGGUCUUACUACUAACUAGAACACCCUCAUCAGCCACAAAGAAGUUGCAUCUUUGAUGUACUUAUGUAUUAAUUCAUGUUACUAUUCAUUCAAAAUAUUUCCCCAAUUCUGAUUGGCUAAAAGCACACACAUAAUUCACCAUAAUCAGUUACUGAUGACCAAAUUUGGAAGAAUUUUGUGUUUAACAAGGAAAUGACGUCAAAAAUGCAGCCUUCUACAGGUUAAUGCACUGUUAACCGAGAAGACCUGGGGACAAGGUUGAGUUGUUUUCGUUGUGAAAACUAAAAUGGCGGACACUUCACUCGUUUCAAGAGUAAGAACUACAGGUGGAUUUAGGGAAAAUAAUGGCAAAAAACAGCAAAAACAGCAAGAAGAUAAUUCCAAGGGCGACAUCUGCUUAAUUCGUCAUAUCCUACUCAGCCUCAUUCAUUGAUUGCUAAAUAUGAGAGUUUCUUAAGGGUGAAGAUAUGGUUAGGUUAAUAUUUUAGCUUUAAUUUAGUGCAACAGUUAUUCCUCCCAGUAUAGGUACACAGAAAUUGGAAAAAAAUCAAUUGUUUUAAAGUUCAAAAUUAAUUGCUAUCCUUGAUUUUUGCAAAACAUGGUUAAGGUCAUGCCCAUUAGGUCUUUAAAGGGUGGGUGUAAACAAGGUGAAAGAGGUUCCAUCAGCCAUGAGUCCUGACACCCUAAAUGGCAAGUUCCUUGUACGACAUUUUUAUGGUUAACUUCUUUUAAGACUUGCAUUUAUAAUUUUCCAAUUCCUAAUGACUGGAUAACAUUUUAAGGACAUAUUUAACAGUCUCAACCUCUUACCGGUAAAAACGUGAAUGUUUUAUUUAUUUUUUUGCAUAGUCAUAAGUGCAUGCUUGCAUACUCACUUAUCUUAAAGAUCAGCAAGACUUUUAGUAUUUGCUAUGUAGUUAAUGUAGAAUUCAUUUCAGGUAUCAUCUGUACUACCCUUGGCUCCAAAUUUCUCAAAUGACAGUUUUCUUCUAGUGCAUGGGACUGGAGAUGGUGAGUUGAUAGAUUGCAAUAAAUUGUCUCAGCUGUAAGGUUGUUAUCCAACUCUCACAUCCAGGUGCAUUAAAUUAAUGCUAGGUGUUAACCCUGUGAUGGUCUGUAUAUAAUUUCAAUGCUGGGUGGUAAUCCUGUGAUGGUCUGGAAUCCAGCUGAUGGGCCAGCCACUUAUCAUUGUUAUUAAAAUUAAUAAGGGAACUUGCAACUAUUCAUUCAUUGCACUAAUAUUUACUUUUGGGGUUAUUUGGGCCAAGAAAGAUGGAUGUAACAACAUUAUCAUUAUGUUAUGUAGUGAAAUGUUAUUACAGCCCCCUUAGAAGGUGGGGGUGCGCCAUCCAAUUCUCUAAAUCCUGGCCCUGUUUCAGACCGAAAAUGUCAUUUUCACACCUGUUUUCAGACCUGGGGCCGGUUUCUCGAAAGUCGCGGUAACUUUUCGGGCCCAAAAUCAACGAAACACGUCGGCUUCUUUGCUCAUAGAGGUCAGCUACUUUUUUACAGAAAGAAGAAGCAACUAGUUUGAAUAACGGUCUAAACAAAAAAUAUAUCAUAAAAUCUGAAUGAAAACGUAAUUAUGAUUUGUUUUCCGAAAGGCCCACUGGUUUUACGUUAUGCUUUAGUCAUGUGAACGCUAAAUUUCAGUCAUUUUUUCAAAAGUUUGUUACAGGUUUACGCAGAAUUUGUCUACGUGCAAAAGUACAUAAUUUAGUUUUCAUCAUUUUUUGUUCAUUACUCAUAGGAAUUGAUUGUGUGACUGGUAAAUUGAAAGCUGCAUUUUCUUGAAUGAAAAACACGCUCUUUUGUUCUCAAAUUUAGUGCCCAGAACGCUGAAAAUCGCAUUUUUAGGGCUUUGAAAUUUAUAAUUUUCUGGGGCGGAACGCGCUUUGACCUCCCCCCCUAGAAAAGGGGACCAACGGCCCCUUGUUGUUACAGUCGGUUACUCUAUCCAAACCGCUGGCUACUUCAAUUAUUGAGAGCCCUGGUAAGGGAGUGUCUCUACACUCUAUGAGAGGUCAACAUCAUCACUUGGCAGUUGAUGGAUGGCCUUCUCUUGUUCCUUGUUUACUAUUUAAUACACCUUUGUGAUUUUCUCCUUUAGACAAUGUACAUUUUCAGAAUACUGCACAACUAGUANGUAACUUUUCGGGCCCAAAAUCAACGAAACACGUCGGCUUCUUUGCUCAUAGAGGUCAGCUACUUUUUUACAGAAAGAAGAAGCAACUAGUUUGAAUAACGGUCUAAACAAAAAAUAUAUCAUAAAAUCUGAAUGAAAACGUAAUUAUGAUUUGUUUUCCGAAAGGCCCACUGGUUUUACGUUAUGCUUUAGUCAUGUGAACGCUAAAUUUCAGUCAUUUUUUCAAAAGUUUGUUACAGGUUUACGCAGAAUUUGUCUACGUGCAAAAGUACAUAAUUUAGUUUUCAUCAUUUUUUGUUCAUUACUCAUAGGAAUUGAUUGUGUGACUGGUAAAUUGAAAGCUGCAUUUUCUUGAAUGAAAAACACGCUCUUUUGUUCUCAAAUUUAGUGCCCAGAACGCUGAAAAUCGCAUUUUUAGGGCUUUGAAAUUUAUAAUUUUCUGGGGCGGAACGCGCUUUGACCUCCCCCCCUAGAAAAGGGGACCAACGGCCCCUUGUUGUUACAGUCGGUUACUCUAUCCAAACCGCUGGCUACUUCAAUUAUUGAGAGCCCUGGUAAGGGAGUGUCUCUACACUCUAUGAGAGGUCAACAUCAUCACUUGGCAGUUGAUGGAUGGCCUUCUCUUGUUCCUUGUUUACUAUUUAAUACACCUUUGUGAUUUUCUCCUUUAGACAAUGUACAUUUUCAGAAUACUGCACAACUAGUAGCAGCCUUAACAAAAGCUGGUGUUAAAUAUCAAGUUCAGGUAAGUGUCUAAUGUAUAAAAAUGUAAAAUUCACACAACAUUAAGCCAUCUUCAGCUUCAUUUGAAAGUAGUUCAACUGAUGCUUGGGGAUUUUGACAAAACGUGUACAGUAAAUUACUCUCAGAAGCUUUCACUUGUUUGGUCGCACCUUACAUUUUUAUGGAAAAGUUGUUAACACUUUUCUUACUUCUCUCUUCAGUUUUACACAGACAAGAACCACGGACUGUUAGGAAAAGAGACGCAACGACACUUAUUCCAACUGUUGACUGACUUUCUUACAACUCAACUUAGAAUUUAAGAAAUUAAAAUGUAAAGUAACUUCUUUCGUAUUUGAUUAUACUCAACUCCUUAACCUUUUAACAGUUAGAGCACUGCACAAAUUAAGGUAGAGGACAACCCAAUGAGCAGAAAAUAGUAGAACAGGAUAGAAUUAAAGAGGUGUCAUUUUUUGUCGACUGUUCAGGGAUGCAACCGUUAAAUUCAGAAAAGGGAUGUGGGACGCUAUCUUCUUAAACUAGCCCUGGUUGUCCAAAUGUUGGAUAGCACUAUCUCUUGAAUAUAAUAGUAUCUUGUUAUUAUCCUCUGCAUAGAGAUUUAUCCAAAGAUUUAUCCAGUGGAUAGGGUUAUCCACUGUUCAAACAGGUCAACCCUAGGCUAAUCUUUUACCAUCUGAUAAAGUCCGAUAGGAAAAAAUAGGCAUUUUCGCGAUUUGUCUCAACAGGUUUUGUCCAGGGUUGUAGCUUCAUCUUGCCCAAAUGGCAAGCUGUAAAAAUGAUUUUCCUUGCACCCUGCAUGAAAAAGUUGUCACAAUGCAUGGUAUUUUUUCUUUCUUUCUGCAGUUUUACCCCGACAAGAAUCAUGGGCUCAGAGGUGGGGGAACUUCAGAUCACUUGUACCAUCUACUCACAAGAUUCCUGCUUGAAAAAUUGUCCAUUAGCAGUUGA